This is a messenger RNA of Cryptomeria japonica (Japanese cedar), 3746 nucleotides long. RefSeq lists its product as uncharacterized. The coding region runs from base 217 to 3507 and encodes 1096 amino acids. Lineage: Eukaryota; Viridiplantae; Streptophyta; Pinopsida; Cupressales; Cupressaceae. The transcript has 3 exons. The record is from RefSeq and is a predicted model, not a curated record. Gene Ontology annotation, molecular function: zinc ion binding; nucleic acid binding.
AGGUGCAGUCGUCCCUCGGAAAGAUCUCGGAAAGCAAGAGAUGAACACGACAUUUCAAUGGAUAUUUGAAAAUCGAUAACUUCAGAAAGCGAACAAUUAAAUGAUAACUUUCUUUUCAUUUAAGGAAUCUUUUCAUCCUUUUGUAUCGACCCUUUUAUUCUUUAUUUUUGAAACUCCUUAAGCCAAUUUUUAAAUUCUGUUUAAAUUUUCUCUCUAAUGAAUUUUCUUUUAAAAAAAGUUAUCUGUGCACUGCUACGCUGGCUUCGGUGGCAAGGACUGGAAAGUGAUGGGAAGCUACGUGACCAAGGGGCUAUGGGUUCUCUUCCUUUUCCCCUGCUGAAUGAGAUGGAGAUGGAGGAGCUUGUACGCCUCGAAAAUGUCAAAAUAGAGCUCCUCAGACAAGAUUUCACUCGGAAAUACCAUGAGCAAGUUGCGGAGCUGGAAAUUGCCUUCAGACAAAGGCUUUAUCAAUUACAUUUGCAGGCUAUAUCACAAAAUGAGAUAUUGCAGGUCAAGCCUGGUAAGAAAAUGCAGCAGGAGAGUUCAAGGCCUGUUGAUUUGGGAUUGCCAGAACAAACAGGCUCGUGUUCCCUUUGUAAGGCGGACGACAAUACAGAAAAUGAUCUCCAGAAGCACAUUUUGGGGAAGAAGCACCAGUGCAUGUUUGAAAACUGGAAACAGGGUUCUGGAGAUGGAAGGGAAGGAAAUUUAAUGCAAAAGAAAACUCAGGACAAACAGUCACAACAAGAGAUUGACAUAGCUGACAAUCUUCAUAAGAGGAAAAAGCAGAUGAAAGAAGAGAGGAUGCUAAGUCAGAAGUUGCGGAAGGAUAGUUCAAGGUCUGUUGAUUCAAAAUUGCCUGAGGGACUGGGAUGGUGUUCAGUCUGUGAGGUUGACUGCAAUACACAAAAGGUUCUCAAGAGACACAUAUUAGGCAAGAAGCAUCAAUCAAAGAUAAAAAUGUUCAAACAAGGAUCAGGAUCAAGGUCUAUUGGUUCAAAAUUGCCUGAACGACCGGGAUGGUGUUCACUUUGUGAGGUUGACUGCAACACAAGAAGGGUUCUCAAAAGACACAAUUUGGGGAAGAAGCAUCAGUCAGCGAUAAAGAUGUUGGAACAAGGCUCAGAAGAUGGAAAAGAAGCAAAUUCAAAGCAGCAAAAAUCACAUGCAGAACAGAAACAACAAGAGAAAGAUGUGAUUAACAAUCUUGACAAAGGAGAAAAGCAGAUGAAGGAAGGGGGUAUAUGUAGUACAAAGAUGCAACAGGAUGAUUCAACAUCUCUUGAUUCAGGAUUGCCUGAACAAUCAGGAUGGUGCUCACUGUGUGAGGUCAAUUGCAACACAGAGAAAGGUCUUGAGCAACACAUUUUGGCAAAGAAGCACCAAUCGAUGUUAAAAAAGUUGGGACAAGGCUUAGCAGGUGGGAGAGAAGAAAAUUCAAAGCAGCAGAAAUCUCUAAUAGAGCAGAAGCAACAUGAGAGAGAUAUAAUUGACAAUCUUCGUAAACAAGAAAAGCAGAUCACAAAAGAGGAUAUUUCUCAUAAGGAUCUGCAGAAUGAUUCUUCAAGAUCUCUUGAUUCAGGAUUUCCUAAAAACCCAGGAUGGUGUACACUCUGUGAGGUUGAGUGCACCAGUGAAAAAAAUCUCAAGAAACACAUUUUGGGGAAGAAACAUCAGUCAAAGUUUAAACUGUUAAAAGAAGACUUAGGACAAGGAGACUCAAAGCUACCUCUAACAGAGAUGCAGCAACAAAAGAGUGAUAUAAUUAACACUCUUGAUAAACAAGAAAAGCAGAUCACAAAAGAGGGUAUACCUGGUAAAAGUUUACAGCAGGAUUGUUCAAGGUCUCUUGAUUUAGGAUUUUCUGAAGCAGUAUGUUGCGCACUCUGUGAAGUUGAGUGCAACAGCAAAAGAAGUCUUGAGGAACACAUUUUGGGGAAGAAGCAUCAGUCAAAGUUUAAAAUGUUAAAACAAGACCCAGGAAAAGCAAAUACAAAGCAACCAAAAUAUCUAACAGAGCAGCAGCAACAAGAGAGUGACAUAAUUUGUAAUCUUGAUAAAAGAGUAAAGAAAAUCAAGGAUGACGUUAUACCUAGUAAGGAUUUGCAGCAGGAUUGUUCAAGGUCUCUUGAUUCAGGAUUUCCUGAACAGCCAGGAUGGUGUGCACUCUGUGAGGUUGAAUGUACCAACCAAAAAGAUCUCAAGCACCACAUUUUGGGAAAGAAGCAUCAGUCAAAGUUGAAGAUGUUAAAACAAGACUCAGUAAAAGGAAAUUCAAAGCAACAGAAAUCUCUGAUAGAGUGGCAGCAACAUGAGAGUGAUAUAAUUGACAAUCUUGAUGAACAAGAAAGGCAGCUCACAAAAGAGGGUACACCUAAUAAGACUUUGCAGCAGGAUUGUUUGAGUUCUCUUGAUUCAGGAUUUCCUGAACAACCAGGAUACUGUGCACUUUGUGAGGUUGAGUGCACCAGUGAAAAAGACCGUGAGGAAAACAUUUUGGAUAUGAAGCAUCAGUCAAAGUUUAAAAUGUUAAAACAAGACUUGGGAAAAGGAAAUUCAAACCAACAGAAAUAUUUAACAGAGAAGAAGCGACAAGAGAGUGAUAUAAUUGGCAAUCUUGAUAAAAGAGUAAACCAGAUCAAGGAAAUGGGUAUACCUAGUAAGAAUUUGCAGCAGGAUUGUUCAAGGUCUCUUGAUUCAGGAUUGCCUGAACGACCAGGAAGGUGUGUACUCUGUGAGGUUCAGUGCACCAGUGAAGAUGAUCUGAAGAAACACAUUUUGGGGAAGAAGCAUCAGUCAAACUCUAAAAUGUUAAAACAAGACUCAAGAACAGAAAAUUCAAAGCAUGAGUCAAACUCUAAAAUGUUACAACAAGACUCCAGAAAAAAAAAUUCAAAGCAACAGAAAUCUCUAACAGAGCUGCAGCAACAAGAGACUGAUAUAAUUGACAAUCUUGAUAAACAAGAAAAGCAGAUCACAAAAGAGCAUAUACCUAGUAAGAAUUUGCAGCAGGAUUGUUCAACGUCUUUUCAUUCAGGAUGUCCUGAACAAUCAAGAUGGUGUGCACUCUGUGAGAUAGAAUGCAACAGUGAAAAAGACCUCGAGAAACACAUUUUGGGGAAGAAGCAUCAAGCAAAGUUAAAAAUUUCAAAACAAGAUCCAGAAAAAGAGAAUUUGAAGCAACGUAAAUCUCUUACAGAGCAACAACAAGAAGGGAGUGAGAUAAUUGGCAAUCUUGAUAAAAAAGAAAAGGUCAAUGAAGAGAAUAUACUCAGUAAGAAGGUGCAGAAGGAUUGUUCAACAUCUCUUGGUUCAGGAUUUCAUACACAAUCAGGAUGGUGUGCACUUUGUGAAGUUCAGUCCAACAGUGAAAAAGAUAUUGAGAAACAUUUUUUGGGGAAAAAACAUCAGUCAAAGAUUAAAAUGUUAAAACAGGACUUGGGACAAUUAAACUCAGAUCCGCUGAAACCACAUGUAGAGCAGGAACAACAGAGAGCACAUAAUUGACAAUCUUGAUAGAAGACAAAAGCAGACAAAUGAAUGGGGUAUAUUUUCCAAGAAAUACUGAUUUUGAAUCAUAUCUUGAUGGAAGAGGACAUGCAGUGCAGUUGUCAAAAUAGGAAAAAUCUAAAAUUUAGAACAUGAUAGUUCUGAUUGCGCAAAUCGUUUUAAGGCCCAGGAUGGGCAUAAUAGAAAUAUAUUUUAUUACAUAAAAAGUACAUUUUGAAGAAAUGUUUACAUCCUUA